This is a messenger RNA of Athene cunicularia (burrowing owl), 2415 nucleotides long. RefSeq names its product denticleless E3 ubiquitin protein ligase homolog (gene DTL). Bases 85 to 2139 code for a protein of 684 amino acids. Gene Ontology annotation, molecular function: protein-macromolecule adaptor activity; protein binding. The transcript has 14 exons. Gene Ontology annotation, biological process: proteasome-mediated ubiquitin-dependent protein catabolic process; mitotic G2 DNA damage checkpoint signaling. The record is from RefSeq and is a predicted model, not a curated record. Gene Ontology annotation, cellular component: nucleus. Lineage: Eukaryota; Metazoa; Chordata; Aves; Strigiformes; Strigidae.
UCCUCGCCACUUCCCCUGCAGCAUCUCUUGGAUGGCUACCAGUGCAGCCGAGAAGAUGACCACUUGUCCUACGGGGAAACGGGAAUGCCGGUCCCUCCUUUCGGCUGCACCUUUUCUGCUGCCCCGAAUUUGGAGCAUGUACUGGCAGUUGCAAAUGAAGAAGGAUUUGUUAGACUGUAUGAUACUGAAGCUCAAACUAACAGCGAACUCGUCUUUAAAGAAUGGCAGGCUCACUCAAACGCAGUAUUUGACCUUGCCUGGGUACCAGGGGAACACAAGAUUGUCACUGCUUCAGGAGAUCAGACAGCCAAAGUGUGGGAUGUGAGAGCUGGCGAGCUUCUUGGCAUAUGCAAGGGUCACCAGUGUAGCCUCAAAUCAGUUGCUUUUUCUAGAUUUGAGAAAGCUGUCUUCUGUACUGGUGGUAGAGAUGGAAACAUCAUGGUUUGGGAUACCAGAUGCAACAAGAAAGAUGGAUUUUAUAGGCAGGUAAAUCAAAUUAGUGGAGCACACAAUGUGGUUGACAAGCAGACUCCCUCCAAACUGAAGAAGAAGAGGCAGAACCUAAGAGGACUUGCUCCCUUGGUGGAUUUCCAGCAGAGUGUAACUGUGGUGCUGCUUCAGGACGAGCAUACUCUUAUCUCUGCAGGAGCUGUUGAUGGUGUGAUCAAAGUAUGGGACUUGCGCAAGAACUAUGCUGCUUAUCGUCAGGACCCAGUGCCUUUCAAGUCUUUUUGCUACCCUGGGACCAGUACUCGCAAACUUGGAUAUUCUAGCCUGGUUUUGGAUUCCACUGGUGCUAAUCUGUUUGCUAACUGCACUGAUGACAGUAUCUACAUGUUCAAUAUGACAAGUUUAAGGACCACUCCAGUGGCCGUUUUCAGCGGGCACCAAAAUUCAACCUUUUACAUCAAGUCCAGCACCAGCCCAGAUGACCAGUUCCUGGUCAGUGGCUCAAGUGACUGCAACGCUUACAUCUGGAAGGUUUCUGAGCCCAGCCUUCCCCCACGGAUACUCCUUGGUCACUCUCAAGAAGUAACCUCCAUUGCUUGGUGUCCUUCAGACUUCACAAAGAUUGCCACGUGCUCUGAUGACAACACUGUGAGAAUUUGGCGCUUACGACCUCGUCCUGAGGAGGAGAAAUCAUCAUUGAGCAAAAUCAGCGUGGUGGGCUGGGUCACUCAGAAGAGACCAGAAGAACAACAUGGACCAGGACUGCCUGCCAGCCCACAGAGUACUCCUGCCAAGGUCUUCACAGUGGGCAGCCCAUGCAUUUCCUCACCACGGCCGGCUGCCUGUGCUCCCAUUUAUUCUGGAGAUCUUCCCUUGUCUACAAACACUCCAACGUGCGCUCUCAAAACCCAGAUGGCCACAGCCUGCACCCCAGCCAAGCAGAGUGGAACCAGCCCAUGUGCUUCUCCCAAACUGAUCCCUUCCUCCAAAAUGUCCAUUAAACAUUGGGUUACAAGGACUCCAUGCUCUUCUCCUACAGAAGUGGAGAUAAAGGCUCCUUCUCCUAGAAAAGCCCUAGCAGAAGUCACCCAAGGUCUCCUGGAAACCACUUGCCCUCCUAAAGCCCCACACUCACAGUUUGAAAAGCGUGCCAAGAGAAGGCUUGACUGCAGCAAGAAAGACGAUGUGGGGCAGAAGUGUCUGCAGGCCUGUAGCUGUGUGACUGAACUGGACCAUGCAGCUAAGAAGUCCAAGCUGAACUUAUGUCAUUUGGCUGAAGACCAAAAUGCUUGUGAUGAAGACUCUCUCAGCCUGGCUGACUUGGAUAAUGACCACGAAGGCUCCAGCUGCAGCCUGAAAGAGUCUUCCUUCCCUGGAAGCCAUAAAAACCCAUUGAGCAUUCAAGCUCCCCUUCUUUUCAGAUCUCCAUGUGGGAAAGACAGUGAGGUAGUAGAUAAAGAGAAUAGUUCACCUGAAAGAAAAAAUUGGUUGUCUGCUCUAGGAGAGAAGCUACGGACUGGCAGGUCUGGCAGCCAGCGUGCAUCAAACAGCCCCCCAUCAUCUUGCAGUCCUGGUGUCAAACGACAAGAGGCUGUGGCAGCAGCUACUUCACCAAAAACUGCUGCAACAACUUCAGUUUCCAUGAGGAAGAUCUGCACAUACUUCCACAGAAAGGCACAGAAUGACUGAGGUGGCAUGUGGUGCUUGCACCUGAUGGAUGUUGACACUAUGGUAUCAAGACCGGAUUUAGCAACACCGACAGUGAUGCACCAGGAUUACACAGUUUGUUGUCAGACAUUCAUAAACUUGGGGUUUAUUCUUCUGUUCUUAAUGCCAUUAACAACUGAGCUCAGCUGAGUGUGGAAAAUCUACUCAAUGCUUACUCAUGGUCUCUUACUGACUUCAGAUAGUGUAUUUUUUAUAUAAAGAAAAGCAGAGUAUUUUUUACAUGACAACUGUCAUCAU